This is a messenger RNA of Rotaria sordida, 255 nucleotides long. Lineage: Eukaryota; Metazoa; Rotifera; Eurotatoria; Philodinida; Philodinidae. The record is from the annotation of a GenBank genome assembly.
AUGGGUAGUAGAUUAUCUGCUGUAAUAGAUGCAAUAUAUAAUUCAAAACGACGAGAAUUUCUUGGUAGAGAUGGAGCUCGAUGGGGAAAAUUAGGAAUUUUUUAUUUUUUUUUCUAUCUUGGUUUGGGUGGAUUUUUCUGUACAAUGUUAGCUGUAUUUAUGGUAUUAUCACCACGAGAUCGUCCACGUUAUCAUGCAGAAUCAUCAUGUAUGCGUACGCGUACAAUUCCUCUUUCACCUGGUUUGUAUUAUUAA